Messenger RNA from Lecanosticta acicola, 2824 nucleotides. Lineage: Eukaryota; Fungi; Ascomycota; Dothideomycetes; Mycosphaerellales; Mycosphaerellaceae. The record is from the annotation of a GenBank genome assembly.
AUGGAUCCAGCCUCCUCCCGAAACGCUGAGCUUGCUUCCCUACCACCCGCCCGAGCAUACCACUACCAGACAUCCGACACUGAGAGCAAACUCCUUCGGACGGGAGAGACGACCGCGGCAUAUCCCUCUUCCAACGUGGUCUCUUCGGCCGGCACCACUCCGCCCGCCAAGCCCAAGCAGCGGAGCAGGAGGAAGCACGCCGCGGAGGACGAUGAUCCCUCUAAGCGGAGAUGUGUGUCGACCGCGUGUAUAGCCUGUCGGAAACGAAAGAGCAAGUGCGAUGGGAACCUGCCAGCUUGUGCCGCGUGCUCGCAAGUAUACGGGACUGAAUGCAUUUACGAUCCCAAUUCCGACCACCGGCGGAAAGGCGUCUACAAGACGGAUGCAGAUGCCUUGAAGACGAGAGAAUCGACGUUGCAGACGCUCAUCCAGGCCAUUCUCAACUACCCCGAAGACGAAGUUCCCGCUUUAAUCCGAGAAAUCCGAACAUGUGAGAGUUUGGAUGCAGUGGCAGAAAAGAUUGUCGCGCGAGAGAAUGGCUAUGAGCAAGAAGACGAAGAGGAAGAUGUGUCACCGAGUGGAGAUGGGACCAUGACAACUUUUGAGUCGUAUCUGUACGGCAAGAUGGGAGACCUCCGGCUGGACGAAGGCUCGGUGCGAUACAUUGGAGGCACUUCCAACCUCAUACACCUGGCCCAAGAGGAUGACUCUACGCCGAAUGUGGACGACUUCAUGCAGCGGGAGAAUCCUAUCACCUCCUGGACGAACGUCACGAACGAUCCGGAGCUGGUUCUCCAUCUUCUUAAUAUGUACUUCACUUGGCACUACUCAUUCUUCACGACGCUUUCCAAGCAACUCUUCUACCGAGACUUCUCCCUAGGCAGGCCGCCGUCCAGCAUCCGACGGAAAACGCACUAUUGCACACCAUUGCUGGUCAAUGCGAUGCUGGCGCUGGGAUGCCAUUUCACCGCACAUAGCAGUGCCAGAGCAAACCCCGAUGACUCUGCAACUGCCGGCGACCAUUUCUUUCGAGAAGCCAAACGACUGAUCAUGGAGAAUGAUGAGCAUGAGAAGCCUCAUCUGACCACUGUACAAGCCUUGGCACUCAUGUCCGUCCGAGAAGCUGGCUGUGGGCGGGAGGGGAAAGGUUGGGUGUACAGCGGGAUGUCCUUUCGGAUGGCGUGCGAUAUGGGUCUCAACCUAGACUCUAGCCAACUGACGUCGAACAAAUACGUGGCCGGCGACGAGAAUGAGGAAGAUGUGCGGAGGGUCACAUUCUGGGGCUGCUUCUUGUUCGACAAGUGUUGGUCCAAUUACCUUGGUCGGCUACCCCAACUUCCAUCAUCUCUGGUCACAGUCGCAGAAUACGAUGUGUUUCCGGAAGAGGACUCCUCGCAAUGGAUACCUUAUACGGACAGUGGAUUUGCACGGUCUCAUGCGCAGCCAGCACGGACCAGGGCUGUGGCAUUACAGAUCUUGAGAUUGUGUCAGAUCAGCAAUGAUCUGAUGCAGCACUUCUACAACCCCAUGGACAUGGAAAAGGCAAAGGGUAAGGCAGCUGAGCUUCGAAAGCUCUCCGAUAUCCACACUCGGCUUGAGACCUGGAGACGAGAACUUCCGAGAGAGCUGGAGCCAAAGGAAGGGGCUCUCUCCAGCGUACUGGUCAUGCAGUAAGUCAACACCCACGUAUGGUUUCUUGGAUCGCCUAAUGCUUUGCAGCAUGUUCUUCCAGCUCCUCUUUAUCCACCUCUUCCGACCGUUCUUGAAGUACACUCAAGCCACAUCACCCUUACCGUCGAAUGUCAGCCCGCGGAAGCUCUGCACGCAGGCUGCAGCCAUGAUCUCGAAGCUGAUGCGUCUGUACAAACGAUCGCACGGCCUUCGGCAGAUCCCGAACAUUGCUGUCUACAUCACGCACUCGGCCAGUACGAUCCAUCUGCUCAAUUUGCCGGACAAGAACGCGAAGCGAGACAUUGUGCACGGCGUCAAACAUCUCGAGGAGAUCGCCGAGGGAUGGUUGUGUGCACGACGAACACUCGCGAUCUUGAGCGUGUUGGCGAGCAAAUGGAACGUCGAAAUGCCGGAAGAGGCCGCCGCGGUGCUCGCGAGGACAGACGCCAAGUUCGGUUCGUACCUUGGUGAGAUAUCAUCACCAAGUAGCAGCCACAGAAGAGGCUCCGAAGCUCUUGCCAUUGCAUCACAAACGUCGGCACCGCAGCAGAUGAUACACAAUACAGCGCACAUCCAGCCAGCGCCUGGCUAUCUGCCACAGUCACAACAACAGCCCCGUACGGCAUCUGGCGCUCCCGUGGUACGAUCCAAUAGCGUCAAUUAUGCGCCGCCUCCCCAAGAUGCAAAUGACUUACGCGCACAGCAGUACCCUUCCGCAGCAAAUACGCCUGCGACACCAGCUCACCAACGGCAAUGGCAGGGCGCUUCCAGCAUCGGCGGCAGUCCGAGCGACAUGUUUGGGGGCGUAGAACAAUUACUGAGAGAUAGCCAGGACUGGGCGUAUCGCGAUCAGGCACAACUUGCUACCGCUCUCGAGAAUUGGAAUCCUCCGGUGGGCUCGAUGGAUUGGGCCGGGAUGCAGUCGACUAUUGAUGGAGGACCUCUUGGGGGAGCAGGGAUGCUUCAGCAGCAGCCGACGAUGGCACCUCUCCAGCAACACCAACCUCAGCAGCCGCAGAAUGGGGAUAUAUAUACUCAGCCUACUGCACCGACUGGUGGUGUGAGUGAUUUGGGGAUGGCCAAUUGGCUGAACGAGAUGAAUGCGUACAACAGCAUGGCGGCUUCUUAUAAUGAGGAUGAAUGGUAUCAAUGA